Messenger RNA from Mycotypha africana, 1360 nucleotides. Its product is annotated as Gtr1/RagA G protein Gtr2. Gene Ontology annotation, cellular component: nucleus; Gtr1-Gtr2 GTPase complex; lysosome. The record is from RefSeq and is a predicted model, not a curated record. Gene Ontology annotation, molecular function: GTPase activity; GTP binding. Bases 73 to 1191 code for a protein of 372 amino acids. NCBI's taxonomy places the organism in Eukaryota, Fungi, Mucoromycota, Mucoromycetes, Mucorales, Mycotyphaceae. Gene Ontology annotation, biological process: regulation of autophagy; cellular response to amino acid stimulus; cellular response to starvation. The transcript is spliced from 6 exons.
CUGUCUUGCAUUAGCCGUUGGGAUGUGGUACGGAUUUUGAAGGCCUUUGGACUAAAAGAUUCAAUUUCUUCUAUGACUGGAACCGCUAUUAUCUUUAGAAGUGGGAAAUCAAGUAUACAAGCAGUUGUUUUUGGUAAUAUGGCACCUCACGAUACAAUAUUCUUAGAAAGUACAUCGAAGAUUGAGAAAGAAGAAGUCGCUCGAUCAUUCAUAGACUUCCAAAUAUGGGAUUUUCCUGGCCAAAUUGAUUAUUUUGACGAUUCACCUUAUAAUACAAGGGAAAUAUUUGGCACUGUAGGAACGCUUGUUUUCGUCAUUGAUGCUCAAGAUGACUAUGUGGAUGCUUUACAUAGAUUACAGUAUACGAUUGUUAGAGUUUACCAGAUAAAUCCUGAAAUCACCUUUGAAAUUCUGAUUCAUAAAGUGGAUGGACUGACUGAGGAGCAUAAAGAAGACGUUAGAAACGACAUCAUCACGAAAAUGUAUGAAUAUUUAAUAGACUCGAAACAGGAGAAAGAUAUACAUUUGUUUUAUCAUAUGACGACUAUUUAUGAUAACUCAAUCUAUGAAGCAUUUAGCAAAAUCAUCCAAAAGUUAAUAAGAGAAUUACCAGCGCUGGAGAAAUUGCUUGAUAUAUUGAGAGCCAAUUCAGGCUUAGAAAAGACCUAUUUGUUCGAUAUCCUAACGAAGAUCUACAUUGCCACAGACAGCACACCCGCGGAAAUCGAUUCGUAUGAACUGUGCUCAGAUAUGAUUGAUGUAGUUGUUGAUAUAGACUACAUUUACGGUCCUCAAAGCGGUUCAAAGCCUUUAUUUGGUUCAGAAGGCACACCAAACGAUGAAAAUAUAAUCAAUGAUCUCAAUGUUGGUAGCGUAUUUGACAAACAGAGCAACAAUCAUUAUCAAAUAUCUGCAGACGCAGCUGAAGCAUCGGCGCCAGCCUUGAAAGCGCCAAGCAUUAUUAAAUUGAAAAACGGAGAUAUCCUUUACAUGAAAGAAAUUAACAGCCUAUUGGUGUUGAUUUGCAUGAUAAAGAACGACAACUACAAAAAGUAUGGAUUACUAGAUUAUAACCUGCAGCAGUUUAUUGAUGCUGUUAACGAGUUGUUUGCUUACUCAAUACAACAGAGAAGGAAGGAAAAGGGAAAGAGCCUAGCUUUUUAUGGAAAUGAAAAGGGAAAACGGCAAUAAAUUUAAGCGUUAUAAGGCUCGGUUGAAUAUUUCCGGCGCCGAAGUGGAUAUCCCUGCAUGUAUGCCUCAUAGCGAUGUUCAUUAAAUUGAAUCUCAUAUCAAAAACAUGUUAUGAACCUGCUAAUCGCAUGGAAAUAAACUCAUAACUUGUAAAUAAACAUGAUUAUUU